This is a messenger RNA of Cloeon dipterum, 1387 nucleotides long. RefSeq names its product Ubiquitin-like activating enzyme 5 (gene Uba5). The coding region runs from base 87 to 1289 and encodes 400 amino acids. Gene Ontology annotation, biological process: protein ufmylation. NCBI's taxonomy places the organism in Eukaryota, Metazoa, Arthropoda, Insecta, Ephemeroptera, Baetidae. The record is from RefSeq and is a predicted model, not a curated record. Gene Ontology annotation, molecular function: UFM1 activating enzyme activity. Gene Ontology annotation, cellular component: cytoplasm; cytosol. The transcript is spliced from 7 exons.
GGAAAGCAAAUAAUCAAGCUCCAGUUCUGACAGCUGGCGUACGACUCACAACAGCAAGGCGAGGGCUGAAUCUUUAAGUCACCAAGAUGUCAAGCAGCAGCGAUCUGAAGUUGAAAGUUCAGCGCCUUGAGUUGAAGCUGAAAGAGGCUCAGGAACUUCUGGAGCACGAGCGGCGCAAGAAUGAGGGUGCUGUCACGAAACGGGAGAAAAUCGGGCAUAUGUCGGCUGAAGUCGUCGACUCAAAUCCUUACAGCCGUCUCAUGGCACUGCAAAGGAUGGGAGUCGUCGAGAAUUACGAGCGCAUCAGGCAGAUGAGCGUGAUCGUCGUCGGCGUUGGAGGGGUUGGAAGUGUCACUGCGGAGAUGCUCACCAGAUGUGGAGUUGGAAAGCUCAUCUUGUUUGACUAUGACAAAGUGGAGCUGGCCAACAUGAACAGGCUGUUCUUCACUCCUGAUCAAGCAGGAAUGUCCAAGGUGCAGGCUGCAGCCAUGACGCUCCAGGGCAUCAACCCUGACACUCAAAUCGAGACCUACAACUACAAUAUCACGACAGUAGACAACUUUGACAACUUCUGCAAAAUUAUUUCCAAUGGCAGUUUAACUGGAAGCCCUGUGGAUCUAGUGCUCAGCUGCGUGGACAACUACGAGGCUAGAAUGGCCAUCAAUACCGCUUGCAAUGAACUGGGCCAGACAUGGUUUGAGUCUGGUGUGGCGGAAAACGCCGUUUCGGGACACAUCCAGCUCAUCGUGCCCGGAGUGACAGCUUGCUUUGCUUGCGCGCCUCCAUUAGUGGUAGCGUCUCAAAUCGACGAGAAAACCCUGAAGAGAGAAGGAGUCUGCGCAGCCAGUUUGCCAACGACCAUGGGAAUUGUUGCUGGAAUGCUGGCACAAAAUACUUUAAAGAAGCUACUAGGUUUUGGCACUGUAUCUUACUACUUGGGAUACAACGCCAUGCAAGAUUUCUUCCCAACUAUGAGGAUAAAGCCCAAUCCAACGUGUGAUGACUCAAACUGCAGAUCUAAGCAGCUUGAAAUGAAAGACAGACCACAAACUCCAACUGGUGCUGCAAAUAAGGAAGACGAGGAGGACGUUGUCCAUGAAGACAAUGAUUGGGGAAUUAGUCUAGUGGGAGAAAAUGAGCCUGAUGUUGAGCCUGAGGAAAAAGAAAUAGCUACUGGAAUAAAAUUAGCCUACACAGUCCCUGCCCCUACUUCUGAUGAUGCAGGAGAUUUAGUUCAAGACACGGAAUUGAGUUUGGAAGAAUUGCAAAGGCAGAUGGGAAACCUUUAAAAGCACAGCUGACAUUCUCAUUAUCUGAUAUACUCGCUGAUAUAUUUUUAAGUUUUAAAAAGCUUUUUGUUACUUAUUAAAUAUAUUUUUCUGCUUGA